AUGGGCUCAAGUCUGGACUGGCCGCUGCAUCCGAUCUAUUCACCAGCGCAGCUCAGCCGGUAUUUUGAUAAACUCAAUCUUCCUUCCAAUCUGCGACGCGAAGUAUGGGAUAUGACAUUAUUGGCACUGAACGGGAAUACAAACACCAACAAUGCAGUCGCAUUGUCGCAAAUGGAAGCAUUGCAACGUUAUCAACUGGCGUCCGUGCCCUUCGAGAACGUCGAUCUGCAUUACUCGUUCCACCGUAGUAUCUCCACCGAUACCCAGACUGUGCUCGAGAAAAUCGUUGAUUCAACUUCUCAUAGAGGCGGAUACUGCAUGGAGAACAACAUCCUAUUUGGAGCGGUAUUGCAAAGCAUGGGAUACAGAAUCACCUCAGUUGGAGGCCGAGUGAAUGAAGCCGUACAGCCAAUGUCUGGAUCGAAGAACUGGAAAGGUCCCAAAUAUGACGGAUGGAACCACAUGGUCAACAUUGUUACUAUCGAAGGUCAGAAGUACCUGGUAGACGUAGGAUUCGGCUCGAACGGGCCGCACAAGCCUAUUCCUCUAAUCCAGAAUUAUGAAUUUCACAAUACAGGUGACUUGCAUGGACGCCUCAUUCAUGGACCGAUCACCCAACAUGGGCGAACUGGACAACAACCACUUUGGCAAUAUGACAUUCGCGUGGGGGACAGCUCAUGGAUACCUGCAUAUUGCUUUACAGAGAUGGAAUUCUAUCCAGAAGACUUCAAGAUGAUGAACUACUUCAUGAGCACGAACCGCGCAAGCUGGUUCACGUUUCAUGUCGUAUGCGUUCGGAUGUUGCUAGAUGAUGAGGGAAAGAAAGUUGUGGGUGAUCUGACUCUGUUCAAUAAUACGAUGAAAAGACGCCUGGGGGCAACAUCGGAGGUGUUACAAACCUUCAACUCUGAUGAGGAACGCGUCGCAGCUCUCGAGAAAUAUUUCAAGAUUACUCUUUCGCGAGCGGAUAGGGAAAGUAUUCGACAUACAAGCUCAGAGAUCUUAUAA
Messenger RNA from Penicillium antarcticum, 1008 nucleotides. Its product is annotated as arylamine N-acetyltransferase family protein. NCBI's taxonomy places the organism in Eukaryota, Fungi, Ascomycota, Eurotiomycetes, Eurotiales, Aspergillaceae. The record is from RefSeq and is a predicted model, not a curated record. Gene Ontology annotation, molecular function: acetyltransferase activity. The transcript has 2 exons. The coding region runs from base 1 to 1008 and encodes 335 amino acids.